This is a messenger RNA of Macroventuria anomochaeta, 1704 nucleotides long. Its product is annotated as aldolase. The coding region runs from base 240 to 1286 and encodes 348 amino acids. The record is from RefSeq and is a predicted model, not a curated record. Gene Ontology annotation, molecular function: 4-hydroxy-tetrahydrodipicolinate synthase activity. The transcript has a single exon. NCBI's taxonomy places the organism in Eukaryota, Fungi, Ascomycota, Dothideomycetes, Pleosporales, Didymellaceae.
CGUCAGCUGGACCCCCACACUUGCCCUGGCUUGUCAACUGGAACAUUGCUCCUCCCACCGAUUGCAUUAUUUAAGUAUCUGAACUAUACUCAGUAGGUGACCAAAUCAUUACCAUUGACGUAUUCGUUCCGUUCGUCGCUCUGCUUUCCAAGUUGUUCUUUGUUCUCCACUUUGAUCUGCAACCAUCUGUUCAUAUAUAAGUCAACGAAAGUCUGGUCCCCACAGCACUUUUUGUUACCAUGUCACCACUCCUCGACGCACCCUCCACUCCAGACAGCUACUCCUACUCCAGCGAGUCUUAUCAUCCUGUUCAAUCUGCCUACACCAUGAGCAACAACUCCGGGAGCCGACCCCUUGUGCCUGGGAUUUAUGUUCCUACCGUAGCAUUCUUUCACCCAGCAACAGACGAUGUAGAUGUUGAGACUGUUGCUAGCCAUGCAGUCCGUCUCGCAAAAGCUGGUGUUGCCGGCAUUACAACGCAAGGUUCUAACGGCGAGGCUGUUCACCUGUCCCACAAGGAGCGCAACCUCAUCACCAGCACAACUCGUAAAGCCCUCGACGCCGCUGGAUUCGAGAACAUGCCCGUGAUAGUCGGCUGCGGUGUUCAAUCAACGCGAGAAUGCAUCGAACUUUGCGAAGAAGCAGCCUCCGCCGGCGGAGACUACGCAUUGGUUCUUCCCCCAGCAUACUACCAAGGACUUUUCUCCAAGGACACUGUCAAGGAGUUCUUCAAGGAUGUUGCCACUGCUUCCCCAAUUCCUAUCCUCAUCUACAACUACCCCGGUGCUGUCUCUGGUCUGGAUCUCAACUCUGAUGUCAUCAUUGAACUGGCUCAACAUCCCAACAUCGUUGGUUGCAAGCUGACUUGCGGCAACACUGGCAAGCUCAAUCGCAUUGCUGCUGCCACAAACGCCGCUACAGUUUCUAGCUCUGGGUCUGGGUUUAUGUGCAUGGGUGGCUCGGUCGACUUCACUCUGCAGACUCUCGUUGGGGGUGGAUCUGGUAUUAUCGGUGGUAUGGCUAACAUCGCACCAAGGACUUGCGUUAAGCUGGUUGAGCUGUUCAAGGCUGGGAAGUUGGCGGAAGCCCAGAAGCUGCAGGCUAUUGUUGCUCGUGGCGAUUGGGCGGCUAUCCAGGGUGGUAUUAUUGGCACCAAGGCUGGUCUUGUUGCUCACUUUGGAUAUGGAGGGUAUGCUCGCAAGCCACUUCCCAGGCCAUCAAAAGAGGAGACGAACAAGUGGCGAGAGGCGUUUGACGAACUUGUUAAGACAGAGAAUGCAUUGUAAACAUUUGCAGGGUCAAGGAACCUGCCCAUCUUCCUUCACUUGGCGAAGGCAUGUUUGAGCGUCAUACAAUUGGGUCAAAUUGCUUUUGCAUAGCAGCGACGGGCGGCCUUUUGUAGCACUUCAGCGUCUCUUUAAAACGAAUUACAUUCCUCGAAGCUCAAAGACAUAUGUACCAGCGCCGGCCAUUCUUCUCUGUGCUUUAGACUGACUGAAACAAUAUCACCCAAAAUCCCCUUUUGGACUUGAGUUUCCGUGUUCGAGUUUCUAGCCAGACUUGCGUGUAAGGUGUCCAUGUCUCCUCGGCCAUUUCUCGAGUCCUUCAUCCCUACGUCUACAUGCUCAUUGCCCAUGCGAUUCUUCAGUGCUCAAACACCAACUCAAUACCACCGUCCUUCAGACCCUUCAGCUGCUGCGAGAG